AUGUCUACUUCUAGAUCUACCCCGUCUCAAAAUACUACUUCCCCUGUAACUCCUACAGUAGUGCCAAAACCUCCUAAACCAGAAACCGCGAUUGAAACUGCUAUUCGUGAAGCCAAGGAUGAUGCUCUGCUUUCUUCAGAAACCUCUUCCAACUUGGUUGCUCCUACUGCUCCAAAAAAAUCACUUUGGGUUAGAGUCAAAGAAGAGGCAGUUCACUAUUGGCAUGGCACAAAAUUACUUGGUGUCGAACUUGCAAUCUCCAGUCGUCUGCUUGUUAAGCUUCUAAAUGGUCACAAGCUAUCUCGUCGUGAACAACGUCAACUCCGUCGUACUACUGGCGAUCUGUUUCGUCUUGUUCCCUUUGUCGUGCUAGUUGCUGUUCCAUUUUUAGAAUUCGCUCUCCCACUUUUACUUCGCAUCUUCCCAAACAUGCUUCCUAGUACUUUUGAAAGCAAGUUUCAAGAAGAAGAAAAAAAGAAAAAACUGCUCAAGGUGCGUUUGGAAAUGGCCAGGUUUCUACAGGAAACUGUUGCAGAAUCUGCCAUUACUGGUAAAUUAAAAAAUGACACUGCCAAAGAAUUCAACGAAUUUUUUUUGUGUUAUCGUACAAGUGGUCAAGUUGCUCCUUCUCCAGAAAUUCUUCGCAUAGCUCGCAAAUUUCAAGAUGAACUCACUCUCACCAACUUGUCUCGUCCUCAACUGGUUAGCAUGGCCAAGUACAUGAAUCUCAAUGCCUUUGGAACAGACGCGUUUUUACGUCAUUUAAUUGAACGGAGACUUCAGUACUUUGCUGCUGACGAUCGCUUAAUUGCCUCGGAAGGCGUGGAUGCUCUUACCAUUUCUGAGCUGCAGCAGGUGUGUCUUGCUCGUGGAAUUCGAACUGUUGGAGUUUCUCCUGCUCGUAUGCGUAGUGAACUACAACAAUGGUUAGACCUUCACUUGGUACAUAAAAUUCCCUCCUCAUUGCUGCUGCUUUCACAAGCCUUUUUGACCACCGAGCGUCUUCCUGCUUCUAGCGAUGAGGCACUCAACAGUCGUGCCGAAGCCCUACAAGCCACUCUUUCUUCGUUGCCUCACCAAGUCAUCAAUGAAGCUCAGCUCAAAGUGUCCGAGGCUGGUGGUGUAGCAACAUACAAGCAAAAACUAGAUGUACUAAAGGAACAGGAAGAAAUGAUUGCUGAUGAGCUUGAACAAGAAGCUGCUCAAGCUGCAUCCAAGCGCGCCAAAGAAGAAGAACAGUCUCAACGACUCAAAGAGGAACAAGAGUCUGCAUUAACUUCUGCUACUCAAAUCAUUACAGAGGUCAAGCCUAAAAUUUCUGGCAAAGAGCUUAAAAAACUGGGCGAGGCUUUGAAAACCAUGACGGCUGGAUCGGCCUUUUCAGAUGUCAAGACUGUAUUGGAAGACUUGAAGGAAGAUCAAAAAGAGUACAAGGAAGACAUUGAAGAAUAUCGCCAGGUGACUCAAAAAACAUCAUCUAAAACUGCCGAUCGUCUUAGCAGUCGUGUCGACAAGAUGAUUUCAAACAUUGAAAGCGAGCUUGCCAAGUACGACGUAGAAAUUGGAAGCAAAUUGAAUUUAAUUAGACCUGAUGAAGCUGGAAAUAUGUCUAUUCAAGAUCUUGAAAGCAUUUUCCCCUUUAUUCGUGACCAUCCCAACGAUAAUCGUAUUAAAAAGAUUUUGACUGAUUUGGAUUCGGACGGUGAUGGCAUGGUUGCUCUUCAAGAGAUUCUUACUCUAGUGGAGGAUGCCGACAACGAAGGCCAUGGCGAAGUGUUACCUGACAAGCGUGAAAGCGAAAAAAAGGCCAAAGCUGCCGCUCCAGUCACUGCAACUGCCUCUCCCGUCUCUGAGCCCGCUAUCCCAAUAUUGGACACUGCAUCCAAGACCACCACUUUGAACACUAAACUCUAA
Messenger RNA from Batrachochytrium dendrobatidis JAM81, 1914 nucleotides. RefSeq lists its product as uncharacterized. The record is from RefSeq and is a predicted model, not a curated record. NCBI's taxonomy places the organism in Eukaryota, Fungi, Chytridiomycota, Chytridiomycetes, Rhizophydiales. Gene Ontology annotation, molecular function: calcium ion binding; ribosome binding. Gene Ontology annotation, cellular component: mitochondrial inner membrane. The transcript is spliced from 2 exons. Gene Ontology annotation, biological process: intracellular monoatomic cation homeostasis. Bases 1 to 1914 code for a protein of 637 amino acids.